CCGGUAUAUCUAUGUUUUCUGACAGGCAGAUCCAGUAGACCUAGGAUCUUCUGUAAGGUCCCACAUAUGCAAUGAUCAUCAAAGAAUACAUGCAGAGUAUACAUCCAGUGCCAAAAGUACAUGGUUGCAUAGCGCCGUAUGCUGGAAAGCAGCUCGUUCCCAGUGAAGAGCUGGGCAGCUGAGGCAACAAAGUUUCAAUUGGCAAGUUUGCUCAAGUAUGAAGAAGUAGCAUUAGUUUUAGCGCUAGAAGCAAUUAGACUGGUCACAGAGUCUGACAUAGUCAGGAAGCUCUGGCAGUACAUAGUGAGAUUGAAGACAGGGACCAAACCACAAGCUGCAGAGACACUGUGCUUCUUCUUGCAGAUUUUCAAUAGCACAUGUGUGGAAAGGUAUACAAAGGUUAUGCAGGGAGUACUCGUGUCCAUGACACUGGCUGCUCUGGCAGGCAUCUCCCGAGAGUUUGCUCAGGAAAUCGAUAUGGUUGAGCUGGAGGGCAGAGUCCGUACAGCAACCUUUGUCCAAAAUAGACCUCACUGGGCCCUUGAUCGGAUUGAUCAAGAUCCUAGUACUUCCUACAGAUUCGAUAGGAAAUACAAAGCUGCAACAAACACUUCUGGCAAGGGUGUCUUUCUGUAUAUCAUUGACUCGGGUGUGAGGUCCACACACAUCGAAUUUCGAAAAGCGGAGAAUCCCAAUGAAUCAAGAGUUCUACCGGGAUUCAGUCUUGUCAAUGAUGGCCUGGGGACUGAAGACUGCAAUGGCCAUGGCACUCAUGUUGCAGGGCUUGUUGCUGGACAGACAUCGGGAAUUGCGAGAAGUGCUUACAUUGUUCCAUGUCUCCACGGAUUAUUGGUAGACAGACUCGAGAGGCAGUACACAGCAAACAAAGUGCUGGAAUGGAUCCUGCCGACGCCAGAUUAUCUGGCACCGCAUUGUGGCACUUUGACAGCAAUCUUGGAUGUGCAGACGGACGACCCCCCUGUUUUCCCACAAAUCUGGAAAUUCCAGAUUGAAAACAGGGUGAUCGAAGUAAGGAUUUCUACAAGAACCUCACCAAUCUGCUUCCGCUGCAGAGAAAGAGGUCACCUUGGUACCGACCUGAUCUGUCCCAAGUUCCCGAAGCAAACGAAAGAAAGGAAACUUCUACCAAACAUGUUGGUAGAAGUGGAAGAUGCACCGGGUAUUUGGUAUGUAGCUGAUUCGUGCUACGACGGGUGGGUCUUUGAUGACAACCUUGACGAACCUGACUGGGUCUGGCACUUCGCAGACCAAUCUCCCCCCACCAAAAAGCCAGACAUCUUCCCCCCGGCAGACAGCAGAUGGCAAAAGAAAGCAACGGGGAAAGUAAAAGGCAACCCAACGAAAAUUAACACCAGUCCCAUCACGGAUUCGCGGGUGAUCAGAGAGGAAAAAGCAAGGGAAGAUUUGUUGUGGGAUCUUGACACAGUAAGGGAACAAAUUGAACAAGAGUACAACAAGGAACCAGGUUCAUUCAGAGAACUGCUGAAACAUGUCGUACAACAAACUUACAAGAGAAGGAACAAAACUCAGGCUGACAACAAACGCCAGCUACAAGGCGAAGGUGGUUCAUCUGAGAAGGAAUCCAGUCCCAAAAGAAGGAGAGCAGAAGAUUCAGUGGAAAGAGAAGGAACGAGAAUAUCAGGAAUUGAAACGGAUGGUGAAGGAAUGGAUAUGGAUCUGACAGGAGACCAGGCAGACAAGGAGUCUGAGGGGAAGGAUUCAGCUCCAGCUGCACCCUCCAGAGAAGAGGAGGAUGGUCCCACACAGUCCCUGACUUGGCUCAGAGACUAUGUGGAGUGGGCCAAAAGGGAAAGAGAACAUGCUUUUGAUAUCCGUGUAGCCUGCUUGAAGCAUGCAGAGAGGUCGCAGGCAAACGGAAAAAGAGAUGCAACAACAGGAAACAACAACUCCUCCAAUCAGUACGAAGUCCUCAAGAAAGUUAAAUCAGAGGAAUUCUCUGAAUAUGCAGCCUUCAGAUAUGCUGAGAAGAAAAGGGCAAGGGAACGAGGAACAGAGGACAAGGAUAAGACCAUCCCCACAACCAAAGACAAUUUCYAGGUYUUACRACCCAAGGYAAGAAAAUUGGGCAAGAACCAGAAACGGAAGGAAACUAACGAUGACCAAACAGAUGCAGAAGAGAAACCGGAACGAGACCUCUUGGAGAAAGAAGCGGCCGUAGUUCUGUCCCAAACUGAAAAGUUGAGAAAGUGGAACAAAGAAUAUGCACCCGAAUUCACUACUAUCUCUCAGAUUGCGGGUGGAAGGGCACCAAUGGUACAGGAAUCGGCCAAAGCAGCUCGCAGAACAAUGAGAAACAUUCGACCCCUUAUUGCAGCGAGGUACGUAGCAAACGCAAAGGAAUGGCAGAUCGCAACGGAUAUAGCCUUCAAAAUCCCCCAUUUUGUUGAGGGGGAAAACGUGGUGAAGGUACUCAAGGAGCAAGUAACUAUGGAAUCCCCACUAGGGCUCUUUGAGACAGUAUCCUUGGAAACUGAUCAGGUUGAUUCCAGCACACAGGAAGACACAGAAAGUGUCAAAUUUGGAAAGGGCAAGAUGACCAGAAACUCCCCGAGGGCCUUCUCACCCCUUAUAGCCAAAAUGCCAGAAGAGAUGAAGUUGAGAACCAGGAUGCUCUGGAAACCAUGGCGAACAGUGGCCGAAGUCCCUUACAGCAUCCUAGCCGGUGUAGGUGUUUCGGUUGAGCUGACGGCCACAGCCUUGGCUCAAAUUGUCCAAUCAGGACAGCUGGAAGGAGACGAGGACUUAGAUGCAAGAGCUUUCGCCUUGGAUUGCAACAUGUUCUACAAAAGCGAAGCCUCUGACGGUUCUGAUUGGGAAGGGGACGAUGAAAGUGAGAUCCUGGGCCGGGAAAAGGUCCUAGAUAGGGAAGAGCUUGGCCAGACCGACCCAGAGAUUCUGGGCAAGGCAGAUCACUCUGCAGGCUCCCCAUCAAAGGACAAUGGAAUAGGGUCUUCUCAGGCAGGAACUGGCGAAGGGACAAGCUCAGACACCUCUCCACCCUCCCCUACCUAGACGGUCCGCCUCUAAAACUCU
This is a messenger RNA of Chara braunii, 3075 nucleotides long. Lineage: Eukaryota; Viridiplantae; Streptophyta; Charophyceae; Charales; Characeae. The record is from the annotation of a GenBank genome assembly.